AUGAGUGAAAACUUGCAGUUGUACACUGAAGGCAAAUUGACUGCAUCAGACAGGCGAGUUCUUCUAACCAAGUGGGUGGGUAAAGCGUGGCCAGAAGUAAACCAGAGCAAAGACGCCAUCAUAAGAAGCUUUAAGAAAUGCGGAAUUUCUCUUGAUCUUAGUGGAUCGGAAGAUGAUUACAAGAUGCAAUCAGCUGAUGAAGACCUUGUGGAGUUUCAUCUUGAGAGUGAUGACUCAGACGAUGAUGUUUAUGAUAAUAAUGAAGAUGAUGAGUUUAAAGGAGGCCACACCACUCAGUAUACUAGAAAUUAA
Porites evermanni is the source of this 312-nucleotide messenger RNA. The record is from the annotation of a GenBank genome assembly. NCBI's taxonomy places the organism in Eukaryota, Metazoa, Cnidaria, Anthozoa, Scleractinia, Poritidae.